UCAUUAUGAAGAGAGAUCUGGUUUUCUUGGUGACUCUAAUUAGCCUUGCCUUCCUGUCACUGCUAAGGUCUGGAUAUCCUCAACAUAUUGCAGAGGAGUCCUGCUCUGUUCAGAUUCUUGUUCCAGGCCUCAAAGGGGAAGCUGGAGAAAAGGGGGAGAAAGGUGCUCCAGGUCGUCCAGGCAGAGUUGGGCCUCCAGGAGAAAAAGGAGAAAUGGGGGACAAAGGACAGAAAGGCAGCAUGGGACGGCAUGGAAAAAUUGGUCCUAUUGGUUCAAAAGGUGAAAAAGGAGAUAAUGGUGACAUAGGACCACCAGGUCCUAAUGGUGACCCAGGCAUCCCCUGUGAGUGCAGCCAGCUAAGGAAGGCUAUUGGUGAAAUGGAUAUCCAAGUGGCCCAGCUGACAACAGAACUAAAAUUCAUAAAAAAUGCUGUUGCUGGUGUGCGUGAGACAGAUAAUAAGAUCUACCUGCUGGUGAAGGAGGAGAAGCGAUACAAGGAAGCCCAGCUCUACUGCCACGGAAGGGGAGGGACGCUGAGCAUGCCCAAGGACGAGACUGCCAACAACCUGAUCGCCUCGUACAUCAACCAAGCCGGGCUCACCAGAGUGUUCAUUGGGAUUAAUGACCUAGAGAAAGAGGGAAAUUUUGUCUAUUCUGACCGAUCGCCCAUGCAGACCUUCAACAAGUGGCGCAGUGGAGAGCCCAACAACGCUUAUGACGAGGAGGACUGUGUGGAGAUGGUGGCAUCGGGAGGGUGGAAUGAUGUCGCAUGUCACAUUACCAUGUAUUUCGUGUGUGAGUUUGACAAAGAAAAUGUGUAAGCUUGUCUGCUCUUUCUUUAUCUUAAGGAAAGUUUUUA
This is a messenger RNA of Merops nubicus (carmine bee-eater), 859 nucleotides long. RefSeq names its product collectin sub-family member 11 (gene COLEC11). Lineage: Eukaryota; Metazoa; Chordata; Aves; Coraciiformes; Meropidae. The transcript is spliced from 6 exons. The record is from RefSeq and is a predicted model, not a curated record. The coding region runs from base 6 to 821 and encodes 271 amino acids.